GAUCACUUCCGCCUGGCUGCAGGAACAAGAAGCCGGAGCAUCUCUUCCACCGAGCAGCUCCUUGUCCGUGUCAUGGAGAGCAGAUGAGCCGCCCCUGAGAGGCUCCGCACACCGACCAGCGUCUGCACGGGAGCGGGAGACACUCGCCGAGGAGGCUGUGAGGACUGCUGAAGAUGUCCGAUAGUGUGGAUAUUGAAGAGAAACCUCCAGCCCCCCCUCUUAGAAUGAACAGUAAUAACCGCGAUUCUUCAGCGUUAAAUCACUGCUCGAAACCACUACCCAUGGCACCCGAGGAGAAGAACAAGAAGGCCAGGCUGCGCUCAAUUUUCCCAGGAGGAGGGGAUAAAACCAACAAAAAGAAAGAGAAGGAGCGUCCAGAGAUCUCCCUCCCUUCAGACUUUGAGCACACCAUCCAUGUUGGCUUUGACGCGGUGACGGGAGAGUUCACUGGAAUCCCAGAGCAAUGGGCUAGAUUACUGCAGACCUCAAAUAUUACCAAACUGGAGCAGAAGAAGAACCCUCAGGCUGUGUUAGAUGUUCUCAAAUUCUACGAUUCCAAAGAGACUGUGAACAACCAGAAGUAUAUGAGCUUUACAUCUGGAGACAAAAGCGCACACGGAUAUAUAGCUGCUCACUCUUUGAAUACAAAGACCGCAUCAGAGCCCCCUCUAGCCCCUCCUGUCUCCGAGGAGGAGGAUGAAGAAGAGGAAGAAGAGGAGGAUGAGCCCCCACCUGUAAUAGCCCCACGUCCUGAACAUACAAAAUCUAUUUAUACGCGGUCUGUAAUUGAACCAGUAGCUGUACCUGUACCAGCUAAAGAGGCCUCGACUUCCCCAGUAACCACCCAACCAGAAAACUCAAGCACGAGCACUUUGUACAGGAAUACCGACCGGCAACGCAAAAAAUCCAAGAUGACAGAUGAAGAAAUCCUGGAGAAAUUAAGAAGCAUUGUAAGUGUGGGUGAUCCCAAAAAGAAGUACACAAGGUUUGAAAAGAUUGGCCAAGGGGCAUCUGGUACAGUGUACACCGCUAUAGACAUUGCUACAGGACAAGAGGUAGCAAUAAAGCAAAUGAACCUUCAACAGCAGCCCAAAAAAGAAUUAAUUAUUAAUGAGAUCUUGGUCAUGAGGGAAAAUAAAAAUCCUAACAUUGUGAAUUAUUUAGACAGUUAUCUGGUUGGGGAUGAGCUCUGGGUAGUGAUGGAGUACCUGGCCGGGGGAUCUUUGACUGAUGUCGUAACAGAAACGUGUAUGGAUGAAGGACAGAUUGCAGCUGUUUGUCGAGAGUGCCUACAAGCCUUGGACUUCUUGCAUUCAAAUCAAGUGAUACACCGAGAUAUCAAGAGUGACAACAUAUUGCUUGGGAUGGAUGGAUCAGUUAAACUUACUGACUUUGGUUUCUGCGCUCAGAUUACGCCUGAGCAAAGUAAACGUAGCACAAUGGUGGGGACACCUUACUGGAUGGCUCCUGAAGUGGUGACGAGAAAAGCCUAUGGACCUAAGGUGGACAUUUGGUCCUUAGGAAUAAUGGCCAUAGAAAUGGUUGAAGGAGAACCGCCUUACCUUAAUGAAAACCCUCUCCGAGCGUUGUACCUGAUCGCAACCAAUGGAACGCCAGAACUGCAAAAUCCUGAGAGACUGUCAGCUGUUUUCAGAGAUUUCCUCAACCGAUGCCUAGAGAUGGAUGUGGACAGAAGAGGUUCUGCCAAGGAGCUUCUACAGCAUCCAUUUUUGAAACUAGCCAAGCCUCUUUCUAGUCUGACUCCAUUGAUUAUAGCAGCAAAGGAAGCCAUUAAGAACAGCAGCCGCUAGCUACGCCGGACUCGAGCUGUAGCCUUCACGUGAGAACACAGAACUCAGCAGAAUCUGCAAACCUCAUCCCCUCACAGCAGGAUUAACCAGCUACUGUCCUGGGGAAACAUACCCCACCAUGAUGCACCUACUCGUGUCUUCUUCUACCUGCCCUCUUGGAUUCCUCAAACUCCAAUUUUAUUUUUUAUUGUAAGUAGGAACAGGACUUAAAAUUCUAGGCACGUUACAAAGAAAUGGUGCUGCACGUCCACACGUUAAUCCGCUGCAGAAACUCUCCGUAGAUGGGUUCUUUCAUAACGGACGAUUCAUUUUCUGUCUGGUUACUUCUUUGCUUUGUAUUAAAAGAGAAAAAAAAACUUAAAAAAAUGUUUCUGCAUUUCCAAAUAUGCAGCAUCUGUAACAGGUCUGAUGGUCUUUGUAGGCCUCGAAUCCCCCUUAUUCUACUGGUCUCACGUCCCUGUUUUCACCACAGGGUCUGUUUACUUACGGUACAAUUUGCAUGUAAGAGCAACCAUUCAACAACGGAGGGUACAUUGUGUUGUACAUGACACAACCAGAUUAGAUCAUACAACAUGGAGAACGUUGCGCAUCAGAAGAAGCAUUUGGUACCUCCCCAGGCUUUGCAGAGGUUAAUAAAGAGGAAGGAAUAUGGCACAAAUAUUGUCUGGAAAUAUGUGGCUCAGUUUGAUACUGUUCACCCUUUUUAGUGCUGUUGUUUUAGCAUAUAAGAAGAUUUCUGUGGCCAAACGUUCACUUUUAGAAGAUAAUCAAUAGGCACCUAUAGUCUACAAACUCGGGGGACGCAGCCAUCUUGGGCUAAACUAUUCGCUAGGGUUUUCCAGGUUGUUAAUUGCCUAGGGGUAGAAAUUAUAUUUAUAUAAUACUCUACCACACCAGUCACGAAGUGGGUCAGUGAAGUUACAAAAUGGCUGACGACACCAUGUAUAGGCUGCAUGCAUUGUGUGAAGGUGACUCUUUGGUGAAUCAUGCUAAACAGCAAUUAAAUAAUUCUCUUAUUGUUAUUACUUUUUUUUUUUUUUUUUUAUUAAACACCAAAGACAAAAAUAGGCUAAGAAAUUGGUAAUUAUCCACCUACUGAAAUGCUGUACCUUUUGUCAUAAUUUGAGGAAUUCCUGUAUCAAAAUGGUCUGGUCUCCUACCGUAGCAGAUCAUACAAAGGAUGAAAGAUCUUUGAUUAAAGAAUGUUCCCCGAAAGAUCGUUCAUCCAUCUGGUAUUAUUGAAUGUGUAUGGGCCGUUUGAACAACUGUAAAGGCCAGCAUGGACUAAACUAUUUAUGGCUGUGUCUGUGAAAGGAAGGUUCACCAGAUGUUUUUUCAACUGCUUUUCGACCAUCAACUAACCUCUAGCUGUAAUGUGUAGGGGAACCAUUAGUGCCAUGUUGGUUCUGCCAGAUGAUGAGUGGUAUAAGAACGUAGAGCUGAAGUCAUCCAGGAGGCUUCUAGAACUAGGGGUUAUCUCCUGGAAGAGCUGGCAAGUCCUCCUACUGUAUAUAGCGCAUAGAGAGCUGCUUGCUCUUGGAAAGCAGCUCUCCUUUAGCCGUAUAUGUGGCCCUGUGAUGCCGCAGCAUCCGACUCAACCCCAGCGCCCAUAUGUGCUCUGAGGGGGUGAUAUACGUCAUUACAGGGACAUGGCCUGCAAGGGAAAGGUGCAUGGACUUUGAAAAAAGGGGUAUGUCCACAGCAAUGUGUUGGCAAGUAUGAAUGAAGUUUGAAAUCUAUUGAGCUACAGUAAAAAAAAAUUGGAACAUCUUCAACUGAACGACAGAAACAUUGACAGAGUGUGCGUAAUCUUAAAGGAUCUGGGAUUAAGAUUUCAAAAUUCAUUGCAAGUGACUAGAAAUAACAUUUUAGCAGAGAUGUUACUUAGACCAUUAUGUGAAAAGGAUGAGCUGGAUUUAGUCCCAGAAUCGUUGAUCGAUCUCCAUAUUCAGUACUGCAGGGAAUGAAGACAAGCUCAUAGUAGAGAUCAUAUACAACGUUAUUGUGUAUAGUUUGGCACGGCAUGGACAGGCCCGCUCCACGGUCGCAAGAGCAGUUGAUGCUUUGCAGCUCUCCCCUAUGGGUCAUAGUGUAAAGAGGUCCUUUUUUUAUUUAUUCUAGGGCAGUGUAAAACAAAAUUCAAUCUAGUGCUGUAAUGUAAUAUUUUACAGUUAAAAUGAAACGUAGAAGGGGUUACUCUUAUUGUAAGGGUUAAUCUGCAAGGUAUACUGGGAUUUUAUUUGGAAUAGCACAAAGAGAAGAGCAUGACAGUUUUAAAAAGGGGAGUGUUAUCUUCAAGACGGUACAAAACGAAAAAGAUAAAAAUAAAAUCUUUAGAUCUUGGAUGGUACGUUUUGUCUGGAAUCUUCAUAUUCACACUUAUGUACCGUAUUUGCUACCGGUACAUUUUAGGAUAUGGCCACACAUAGCAGCUGCUGUGGAUUUUGCCUCAUUUUCAGAAAUUCCACAUUUCACAUGAGUUUUGCUGUGUAUUUACUGCAAGUUUCAACCUGUGCAGAUUUAAAUCUGCACCAGAGGUCAAUUUCUGUUGCAGAUUUUUUUCGCAAUGCGUCAAUGUGAUUUCUUUCCAUCUCCUUCACUUUGCUGGUACUGUAAAACGCUGCGGAUUUGCAGUGCAGAUGUUUCAUCCUAUAUUUAUUUAUGACUUAUUUUCUUAUGUUUCUUUUAUUUGGUUCUUAUUAUGCCAUGUUCUGCACAGUUCUGCAUUGUUUGAAUGUUCGGCUCUGCUUAUUUUAUUUUUUUUAGAAAUAGAUUGCAGGCUUUCUAUGAGAAUCAAAAGAAUGAAAAUGACACCAAAAAGGGCAGGAGAAAGCAGCCAGACCAAAUUCUAUAAAAUAUUUCCUGCCUGUGCCGCUAUGACUGUGGUAGAGCACUAUUCUUCAGCCAUGUGAGCAGCGCUCUCCGCCCCUGUGCGCUUUUAUAGAGGUUCUGAUUUCUGUUUCAUCACUGUUAACAGCCCGACAAAUGUGCAGUUAUGACAUGAUUGGUGGAAAGUGAAGAAAGCCGCAAUCUAAACAGUUCCAAUAUUGCUGUUAACAGAUCUCCUUUAAUAUAUUGCUUUCCACGUUCUAGACCUCAGGAACCGUCAAAGCCCUUUGAUGUUCCUUAUGGAUAAGUUGUAAUAAAACUUGGUACUGUAUCUGGAAAUUUGCUUGUUUCCAGUUCAUUUAGAUUGGUUGUUGACCAGUAAAAUGCUGGUAAUGUUAAAGGUCAAUUAUCAAAAGAGAUGGGACUAUAGAGAAGAUGCUUAACAUCAUAUUAUGUCCAAUUAAUGAAGUACUAGGCAAGAGUCUUACACAUCCAAUUACACACAUGCAUCCUGGGCUUCUCUCCUCUUGGGACAGAACCUAUCUUGAGGAGAAGGGAAACCUUCCUGUUCUUGCAAUUAAAAGGGUUGUCUGAGAUAUUUUUACUGAUGAUCGGUUGGGGUCUGACACCCGGGACCCCCGGCGAGUAGCAGUUUGAAAAGCCAUCGGCACUCGCAGUAGCGUUGUGGCUUUCUCCUUGCUGACCAAGCACGUCUCCAUCCAUGUCACUGUGCUUGGUAUCGCAGGUCAGCCCCAUUCACUUCAGUAAGGGCUGAGCUGCUCCUAGUGUAUGUGAGCAGUGAGCGUGACGUCACAUGGCCUAGGAAAAGCUGGAGAAGACCGCUGCACUGCAGAGAGCGUCGGUGCCCUCAAACAGAUCAUCAGGGGCCCCAGGUGUUGGACCCGCACUAAUCAGAUACUGAUGACUAAUCCAGAGGAUAGGCCAUCAGUAAAAAUAUCUCUGAAAACCCCUUUAAAGAUAUAUUGGAGAGCAGAACUCAUUAAUGCAAGUGUGGAACGUAGUCUAAAAGCUACUGGUUGACUACACUUAGCAAGAAAAUAGGCCAAAAAAGAGACCAAUUCACUUGAUUUUCUUUUUUUUAUUGAUUUUAAUGAAUAUAGUGCUCUAUGUGUGAAGGGCUGUGACUGAGCCAGUUGCCCCUGAAGUUUUAACCAUAAUUUAAACACAUGAAUAGGUGGAAAGCCCCCUGUAGUAUCCAGAUUUUUUUGUAACCCGAACUUUGUAUAUGUGCAGCAUCAUACUGAGCCAAAUGUUACUAGCGGACAUUUGCUACAUAUGACAAAUGGUACAAUUGUAACAGAAAUCCCCCUGUGGAAUUCCUUUACUGUAGAUACGCACUGUAUGAUCUAUGGUGCACCCUUUCACGGGUUCUGUAAGUUGGGGAUAAAAUCGUAAGGAUUUGUACUCCUAAAGGUGUCACUUUGUAUUCCACGUCCUCAGAUCAUGUCUCAUGUAAUGCGUUAUCCAGCAGGCAUCCAGCUUCUGUGUAUGUGGCCAUUCUGUCACCUGAAAACGAUACCGGUACAUCCACAUCUGGAGUUCUAGUUUUACAAGUUCUGACUGAGCAGUAUAUUCACAGGGUACCUGUUUGUUAAUUUCCAGUACUGUGACGGGACAGUUUGUCAAUUUUUGCUAAAUUUUCUUCCAACAAAAAACAGGCUUACUAAAAGAAAUCUGGUGUUAUAAAUAUAUUAUAUCCCCAUUGUCUCUCUCAACUGUAACACAUUUGCUGUACAUUCCUCUUUUUUAGGGUGUGUUAUCUGUAAAAUACAAAAAAUGUGUAGUGAUAUCAUUCUGUAACUUUUUGGAGAUUUUUUUUUAAAAUUGGAAUUAAGUUAUUUAUGUUGGAUAUACGCUGAGAAUACAGGAUGGUCUGAAUACCUCAGUGUCUAAUCUUUCCUUUUUUUUUUUAAGAAAAACAAAAAAACUAAAUCUUUUGCAUUUUAUUUUGGGACAUUUAAGUUAAUUUAAAUUGUGGUUGAAGCAAUAGAAAAUUGAAAUAUGGAUUGUGCAUGACUGUGUCUUGAGUGUAAAAAUAUUGCAGUUUGAAAUCUGGACCUGCAGUAUUGUGAAUAAAAGUUAGAAAUGCCA
Molecule: messenger RNA, 6752 nt
Organism: Bufo gargarizans (Asiatic toad)
Lineage: Eukaryota; Metazoa; Chordata; Amphibia; Anura; Bufonidae
Gene: PAK3
Product: p21 (RAC1) activated kinase 3
Exons: 15
Coding region: 174-1811 (545 amino acids)
Biological process (GO): regulation of MAPK cascade; regulation of actin cytoskeleton organization; protein phosphorylation
Cellular component (GO): cytoplasm
Molecular function (GO): ATP binding; protein serine/threonine kinase activity
Source: RefSeq, a predicted model, not a curated record